Messenger RNA from Argentina anserina (silverweed cinquefoil), 1003 nucleotides. RefSeq lists its product as uncharacterized. Lineage: Eukaryota; Viridiplantae; Streptophyta; Magnoliopsida; Rosales; Rosaceae. The transcript is spliced from 4 exons. The record is from RefSeq and is a predicted model, not a curated record. The coding region runs from base 247 to 924 and encodes 225 amino acids.
CCGGUCCACAGUCAACCCCCCGCCUUUGUUUUCUCUCUUCAGACACGAAACCCAGUAUUCCAAUUAAUCUUCCCACACCCACCUGCACCACUGCCACGUCAAAAGACCAAACUGCCCCUCUCGCGGCGGUUCUCCCAGCAAAGCCACCAGACCUUACACGCCCCUUUCGCUGUUCCAUCAUCUCUUCUCCGCAACGUUUAAUCCUCUCUCGGAGACUCCACAAUUUCGCAAUCGCAAUCGGCGAUUAUGCCGAUUCGGAAUCAGCUGGAUUUCAGGGUUCCGAUCAAAUUCCUCGCCUUCUGCGUCUUCCUCAGCUGCUUUCCAGGAUGCAUAUUAUCGGCGACUGUGACGCUCGAUUCGAUAGAGAUAUACAACACGCACGAGCUGCUGAAACAGCCGACGGUUUAUUUCAAAUGCCAACACGACCAGAACAAGACGGUGUUGCCGGACGUCAAGGACAAGAAGGUCUUGUAUAAAUUCAACGGCCAAGAGUCUUGGCAGCCUUUGACAGAGCUCAAUGAUAAGAAGUGUAAGCGGUGUGGAUUUUAUGAGGAGGAUGCCAUCAAAUCAGACGACGUAUUUGAGGAGUGGGAGUUGUGUCCAUCUGAUUUCGGUGGUCAUGAUGGAAAAUUCCGGCGAGUCACAAAAGAUGAAUUCAAUGCAACGUUUUUGUGUCCGAAGUGCGACACUAGUGGAUCCAAAUCCAAUAGUAAGUCUCAUGGAGAAUCAAAGGGAAAUGGAAUCCCUAUCGCUCUAGUUCUAUUAAUUGUUCUUGUUGUGUUAGCAGUGUGUAUGACUGGAGUAGUAGCUGGAUACAAGCACUGGCAAAAGAAAAAGCGACAACAGGAACAGGCUCGGUUCUUAAAGCUGUUUGAAGAUGGUGAUGAUAUUGAGGAUGAAUUAGGGCUUGAUCAUGUAAUUUGAUAUUGACUAGUUACAUUAACUUGAGUACAUUACAGUAAGUUGAUCGUACACAAAUUUUGCUCUUGUGAAGAAAGAAAGA